GGCUGAAGCAGCAGCUGCAGCAGCAACAGCAACCGCGUUGGCUGCAAUGAAUGAUCCCUCAGCUGGGGAGGAGGACUCCAGGUGAGCCUCUGCCCUCGGGAGAGCCGGGACCCUCGGCUGUCCAGGACCCACAGUCUCCGCUAUGGAUCCCUAGAGGAAGGAGGAGGCGGAGAAGACAGCUCUGCUGCCCACCCCCAUCCCAUUUUCUUCUUCCUUUAUCUCAUUGUUGCCGUGCUGUUUACGCAGCGCUCCCUCUGCCCCAGCAUGGGGCGGGCUCCAGUCACUGCCUUCCAUCCGGCAGUGUACCCGCUGUUCCCACGGAUGCCAAGGGAUUCUGCCUAAUUCUACCUCCCUAGCCGGUGCUGCGAGGACCGAAGAGCAGUGGAGGCCCGGACUGCAGUAGCGGCGGGGCCACCUCCCAGCAUCCCCACCCUAGGAAGCUGCAUGCAGAUAGAAGAGCGGCGCCUGGGGGCUGGGCUGGCCCCGCGGAUCCGGACCUAGGGAGGAGGACAGAAAGACCUCCCAGGCUGCUAAGGGGGGCCGGGACAGGAAAAGCAGAACAGCAAGAUGGCCAGUAAAACCAAGGCCAGUGAGGCUCUCAAGGUGGUGGCCCGGUGCCGCCCCCUCAGCCGGAAGGAGGAGGCUGCUGGUCAUGAGCAGAUCCUGACCAUGGAUGUAAAGCUGGGCCAGGUGACCCUGCGCAACCCCCGCGCUGCCCCGGGGGAGCUGCCCAAGACCUUCACAUUUGAUGCCGUGUAUGACCCCAGCUCCAAGCAGGCAGACCUCUAUGAUGAAACUGUGAGGCCGCUGGUAGACUCAGUGCUUCAGGGUUUCAAUGGCACGGUGUUUGCCUAUGGCCAGACAGGUACUGGCAAGACUCACACCAUGCAGGGUACCUGGGUGGAACCUGAGCUCCGUGGGGUCAUCCCCAACGCCUUUGAGCACAUCUUCACCAACAUCUCCCGUUCCCAAAACCAGCAGUACCUGGUCCGGGCCUCCUACCUGGAGAUCUACCAGGAGGAGAUUCGAGACCUGCUCUCCAAGGAGCCAGGCAAGAGGUUAGAGCUGAAGGAGAAUCCUGAGACAGGUGUCUACAUCAAGGACCUCUCCUCCUUUGUCACCAAGAAUGUCAAGGAGAUCGAGCAUGUGAUGAACCUGGGGAAUCAGACCCGAGCAGUGGGCAGCACACACAUGAACGAGGUCAGCUCCCGUUCCCACGCCAUCUUUGUCAUCACGGUGGAGUGCAGCGAGCGUGGCUCUGAUGGCCAGGACCACAUCCGUGUGGGCAAACUCAACCUGGUAGACCUGGCUGGCAGUGAGAGGCAGAACAAGGCUGGCCCCAACACAGCUGGAGGGACAGCCACACAGUCUUCCGGUGGUAGUGGUGGCAGUGGAGGCAGUGGUGGUGGUGGAGAGAGGCCUAAAGAGGCCUCCAAGAUCAACCUCUCGCUCUCGGCCCUGGGCAAUGUGAUUGCUGCUCUAGCAGGCAACAGGAGCACACACAUCCCCUACCGGGACUCCAAGCUCACCCGACUGCUCCAGGACUCUCUGGGGGGGAAUGCCAAGACCAUCAUGGUGGCCACAUUAGGGCCAGCUUCCCAUAGCUACGAUGAGAGCCUCUCUACACUACGUUUCGCCAAUCGAGCCAAGAACAUCAAGAAUAAGCCUCGAGUGAAUGAGGACCCCAAGGACACACUGCUGCGAGAGUUCCAGGAGGAGAUUGCCCGUCUGAAGGCCCAGCUAGAGAAGAAGGGCAUGCUGGGGAAGCGGCCCCGGAGGAAGAGCAGCCGAAAGAAGAAGGCCGUGUCAGCUCCAGCAGGGUACCCUGAGGGGCCAGUAAUUGAGGCUUGGGUGGCUGAAGAGGAGGAUGACAACAACAACAACAACUGCCCGCCCCAGCCCAUUCUGGAAUCAGCCAUGGAGAAGAACGUGGAGAAUUACCUGCAGGAGCAGAAGGAGAGGCUAGAGGAGGAGAAGGCAGCCAUCCAGGAUGACCGCAGCUUGGUAAGCGAGGAGAAACAGAAGCUGUUGCAGGAGAAGGAGAAGAUGCUGGAGGACCUGUGGCGAGAGCAGCAGGCCACAGAACUGCUCGCUGCCAAGUAUAAGGCUAUGGAGAGCAAGCUGCUCAUUGGAGGCAGGAACAUCAUGGAUCACACCAACGAGCAGCAGAAGAUGUUGGAACUGAAGAGGCAGGAGAUUGCUGAGCAGAAACGCCGAGAGCGGGAAAUGCAGCAGGAGAUGAUGCUCCGAGAUGAGGAGACCAUGGAGCUCCGGGGCACCUACACAUCCCUGCAGCAGGAGGUGGAGGUCAAAACCAAGAAACUCAAGAAGCUCUAUGCCAAGCUGCAGGCGGUGAAGGCGGAGAUCCAGGACCAGCAUGACGAGUACAUCCGUGUGCGGCAGGACCUGGAGGAGGCGCAAAAUGAGCAGACCCGGGAACUCAAACUCAAGUACCUAAUCAUUGAGAACUUCAUCCCCCCUGAAGAGAAGAACAAGAUCAUGAACCGGCUUUUCCUGGACUGUGAGGAGGAGCAGUGGAAAUUCCAGCCACUUGUACCAGCUGGAGUCAAUAACAGUCAAAUGAAGAAGCGGCCAACCUCUGCAGUGGGCUACAAGAGGCCUAUCAGCCAGUAUGCUCGGGUUGCCAUGGCAAUGGGAUCCCACCCCAGAUACCGGGCUGAAAACAUAAUGUUCUUGGAGUUGGAUGUGUCCCCUCCAGCUGUCUUUGAGAUGGAAUUCUCUCAUGACCAAGAUCAAGACCCACGUGCACUACAUAUGGAGAGGCUCAUGCGGUUGGACAGCUUUCUCGAGAGACCUUCCACCUCUAAAGUCCGAAAGUCCAGAUCUUGGUGUCAGAGUCCUCAGCGGCCCCCGUCCUCCACUACACAUGCCUCACUGGCCCCUGCUUCUCUGCGCCCUACAGCAGUGCUAGACCAUGAGUGA
Molecule: messenger RNA, 2943 nt
Organism: Chrysochloris asiatica (Cape golden mole)
Lineage: Eukaryota; Metazoa; Chordata; Mammalia; Afrosoricida; Chrysochloridae
Gene: KIF3C
Product: kinesin family member 3C
Exons: 8
Coding region: 568-2943 (791 amino acids)
Biological process (GO): microtubule-based movement; mitotic spindle assembly
Cellular component (GO): spindle microtubule; nucleus
Molecular function (GO): ATP binding; plus-end-directed microtubule motor activity; microtubule binding
Source: RefSeq, a predicted model, not a curated record